Messenger RNA from Cyprinus carpio (common carp), 1153 nucleotides. RefSeq lists its product as uncharacterized. The record is from RefSeq and is a predicted model, not a curated record. Gene Ontology annotation, molecular function: protein binding. Lineage: Eukaryota; Metazoa; Chordata; Actinopteri; Cypriniformes; Cyprinidae.
GUUAUUUAAGAACAUCAACACUGCGCGCUGUGCAGUCAGAGCGCAGUCUGUACAAAAUCCAAUAGCAUCCAAAUCGCGCAGAGAAUAGUAAAUAGUAAAUAUUUGCUAUGUCCAACGACUUUUGUCGCGUUAAUUUAAAGACUGAUGAAAUCACCAUUCUGUGUGCAAUCAAGGGACAAUGAACGUUCCAGAAAAGUUGUAUGUAACCAUGGUGAUGAUGACGCGUCUAGCCUCUCUAUUCAAGACCCGCCUGUAUUCUUGAAGUAUUGUGUUUUCAUUAAACGAGAUAAAAUGAACGGGGAUGAUAUGGUACUGGAAUGUCUUAACAAACAACAGGAAAGUCUGAACAUGAGUCAUCGAGGUCUAGUUGUUUUGCCACCUGCUGUUUCGAGACUUGUUACAUUGAAAAAACUCUUUCUCAACAACAAUCAGCUCAUUUUACCACCAGACGAGAUUCUGCAUCUGGAAAAGCUUGAAGAACUGAUACUGGACAGAAACCAGCUGACCAUGCUUCCUGGCAACAUUGGAUCACUGAAACACCUGACUUACCUGGGCGUGAACCAUAACCCAUUAUCUUUUCUCCCAGAAGCCAUAGGUGACCUGAGACAACUGAGAGAGCUCUGGGCUGUAGGAUGCGGUCUUUUCUCCAUACCAUCGUGUAUUGGUAAACUCUGCAUGUUAGAGAAACUUGGGCUCCAUAAUAAUAAAAUUACACACCUGCCAUCACAAUUUGAGGGCCUCAGCAGUUUGCAAUGGUUAAACUUGGCUGAUAAUAAACUUCAAGAGCUCCCAGAGGAUGUUAAUCACUUGCAGUCACUGGUCUUCCUGAACCUGGACAAGAACUGUUUUACACACAUCCCUACAGCACUAACAGACAUGACAAAUUUGCAGAUCCUGUCAGUUAAAUUUAACAGCAUCAGAUCACUGGAGGACUACUUAAUUCCUGGUUUCAGCAGACUUAUAAAGCUUGACCUCAGAGAAAAUCCUUUCGUGGACAGACCACCUCACUGGAAGGGAUUGGAUUUUAUAUUGUUGGGAAAAGUCUGAUGUGCUGAAGAAGAUUCAUAUGAGAUGAGUAGGAACUGAAAACGAGCAUCCAUUUGCAUUAAAUACUUCAGUCAAAGGAACGCAUAAAGACAAUCCACUUCUUGUG